This is a messenger RNA of Fragaria vesca subsp. vesca, 2192 nucleotides long. RefSeq names its product glutamyl-tRNA reductase 1, chloroplastic-like. Gene Ontology annotation, molecular function: glutamyl-tRNA reductase (NADP+) activity; NADP binding. The record is from RefSeq and is a predicted model, not a curated record. Gene Ontology annotation, biological process: tetrapyrrole biosynthetic process. The transcript is spliced from 3 exons. Bases 220 to 1818 code for a protein of 532 amino acids. Lineage: Eukaryota; Viridiplantae; Streptophyta; Magnoliopsida; Rosales; Rosaceae.
AUCCCAACCCAUCCCAAACCACAUUGGCAUCUCUGACUUCACCAAAACCAAACCACAAACUCAGACCAAACACAAAGGUCAAAUCUUUUUGCGUAACCCACCAGACCCAAACGGCCAUUUCUCCCUUCCAACACCUCCCACAACCUCUCUGGUCGCAUUUUCCAAUCCCAAGCCACACUCAAUUCCAGGCCUUUCGAUCACGCCCUGCCGUUUGGGUCAAUGGCGGUCUCGACCAGCUUUGCAGGAGCCAAAUUGGAGGCUCUUUUCUUGAAGGCAUCGGCCUCUUCUUCUUCUUCCUCCAAUGCUUCGUAUUUGCCGAGGCCCAUUUGGACCAGAAGGGUUCAGAGAGGAGUCAGGUGCGAAGUCGCGGCCUCUGAUGUUGCUCAGACUGGCUCUUCUUCCAAUGUCUCGGCUCUUGAGCAGCUCAAGACUUCUGCUGCUGACAGAUAUACAAAGGAGAGAAGCAGCAUUGUGGUCAUUGGGCUUAGUAUUCACACAACACCUGUUGAGAUGCGUGAAAAACUAGCCAUUCCAGAAGCUGAAUGGCCUCGAGCUAUUGGGGAGCUGUGUGGCUUAAAUCAUAUUGAAGAAGCUGCUGUUCUUAGCACCUGCAACAGGAUGGAGAUAUAUGUUGUAGCUCUAUCUCAGCAUCGUGGAGUCAAAGAAGUGACUGAAUGGAUGUCAAAGACAAGCGGUGUCCCUGUUUCUGAGCUAUGCCAGCACCGGUUCCUAUUGUAUAACAAUGAUGCUACACAACAUCUCUUUGAAGUAUCAGCAGGUCUCGACUCUCUUGUCCUUGGAGAAGGUCAGAUUCUUGCCCAGGUGAAACAGGUUGUUAAAGUUGGGCAAGGUGUUGUUGGCUUUGGCAGGAACAUCAGUGGGCUAUUCAAGCAUGCAAUCACUGUGGGAAAACGUGUUAGGACUGAGACUAACAUCGCUGCAGGUGCAGUUUCUGUGAGCUCUGCUGCUGUUGAACUUGCCUUGAUGAAGCUUCCUGAACCCUCUCAUGCUACUGCUAGAAUGUUAAUUAUUGGUGCGGGGAAAAUGGGGAAGCUUGUGAUCAAACAUUUGGUAUCCAAAGGUUGCACAAAGAUGGUUGUUGUAAAUAGGAGCGAGGAGAGAGUAGCAGCCAUCCGUGAAGAAAUGGAGGGUGUUGAGAUAAUCUACAAGCCCCUCACGGAAAUGCUCGCCAGUGCAGCCGAGGCAGAUGUGAUUUUUACAAGCACUGCAUCAGAAACCCCAUUAUUUUUCAAAGAAAAUGUGAAAGACCUCCCUGCUGUUGGUCCAGAGACUGGGGGUUUGAGGCUAUUCGUCGAUAUCUCUGUGCCUAGGAAUGUGAGCUCAUGUGUUGCAGAUGUUGAUGGUGCUAAAGUUUACAAUGUUGAUGACCUUAAGGAGGUUGUGGCUGCUAACAAGGAGGAUCGUAUCCGGAAAGCUAUGGAAGCUCAAUCAAUUAUUACUGAAGAAUCAAAGCAAUUUGAAUCAUGGAGAGACUCAUUGGAGACAGUUCCUACCAUCAAGAAAUUAAGAGCUUAUGCGGAAAGAAUCAGAGUUGCUGAGCUAGACAAAUGCUUAUCAAAAAUGGGUGAUGACAUAACAAAGAAAACUAGAAAAGCUGUGGAUGAUCUUAGCCGAGGUAUUGUGAACAAGCUCCUUCAUGGUCCAAUGCAGCACUUACGAUGUGAUGGGAGUGACAGCCGAACUUUGAGUGAGACCCUUGAAAAUAUGCAUGCUCUUAACAGAAUGUUCAGUCUUGAGACAGAAAUAUCUGUGUUGGAGCAGAAGAUUCGAGCUAAGGUGGAACAAACCCAGAAGUAAGCUCCUACAUCAUUUUUCUUUCAUGACUCUUCUACCUCAAAGUCAAAUAAGGGGAAACAUCCUCACAUUGUGGUUUAGUUCACUUUGGUGUAAUCUAAAAUUGGAUAGACAAGUGGUGUUGGUCCCAGCUAGGGAUCUUCCAAUUCAUUCAUUGGUGUAAGACACUUAACCUGGCUGUUAUCUUGGAGUUCUUUAUGUCUUCGAUAUGUUCUUAAGUGGCUGUUCGGCUAUGUACGCAGUAGCAAAUUGCGGAAUUAUGAGGUGAACAUAUGUGUCCGUAAAGUUACGUCUGUAUCUUGUAUACUGUUAAUUCUUGUAAUUAUUGAUAAUUGGAUUCGGAAUUUUGAUAUGAAUAUAUUUGAGUUUUCUGCACA